AUGAAUAUGGUUAACAACAAUAAAAGAAGAAGAUAUCGGUUAACAAAUAACCUAUGUGAUGCUUAUGCAUUUUUAUUAGCUCUUUUAUCAAAAAGUUGUUCAAUUAAAGUGAGUAAACCAAGACAUAAAACAAUGAUAACACAUGAAUUUAUAAAAAUAUCAGAAAUAGUAUUUGGUAAUGGUGAUGGAAUUGAUGUAAGUGCUUUUGUUAAAUUAAGAGAAGAGGAAUUAGUAAAUGAUUUUGUAAAAAAAGGGUUACAAGAACAAAGAGCUAAAAGAAGAAUGCAAGACCAAAGAAGACUUGAAUGUUUUCAUUUAGUUAUUGAUAUUCUUUCAGAAAAAAAUAUCUUUGUUUCAUGUGAAAUUGAAGAAAAUGCAGGUAUUGAUGGAAAAAUAAAUAUUUUUCAAAAUCAACAAUUAGUUUAUUCAAAUGAAUCAAUCAAAAAAUAUGGUCCAUUUGUAACUGAUUAUAUCCAAAAUAAACUUGGAACUAUGAAGACUGUAUUAUUCAAUGUUGGUGAAUUAUAUAGAUUACUCAAUUAA
Messenger RNA from Entamoeba histolytica HM-1:IMSS, 543 nucleotides. RefSeq lists its product as uncharacterized. Bases 1 to 543 code for a protein of 180 amino acids. Lineage: Eukaryota; Evosea; Mastigamoebida; Endamoebidae. The record is from RefSeq and is a predicted model, not a curated record. The transcript has a single exon.